Messenger RNA from Planococcus citri (citrus mealybug), 2218 nucleotides. Its product is annotated as facilitated trehalose transporter Tret1-like. Gene Ontology annotation, molecular function: transmembrane transporter activity. Bases 636 to 2042 code for a protein of 468 amino acids. Gene Ontology annotation, cellular component: membrane. NCBI's taxonomy places the organism in Eukaryota, Metazoa, Arthropoda, Insecta, Hemiptera, Pseudococcidae. The record is from RefSeq and is a predicted model, not a curated record. Gene Ontology annotation, biological process: transmembrane transport. The transcript has 6 exons.
GCAGCCGAUUAAGUUGCCUACUUGUCGCCUGAAAAUGUUGAUUUUUUUGCUAGAAAAUUAGACGGUAGUUCAUUUCAAUUGACAUUUCUUUAUAAUUUUUUGAAAUUCACAAAUUCAAAUUGAAGGUCUAGAUCAAGCACUUGAUAAUAAAUUAAAGAGACGCUACAAUUAGCUCGUAUACUGAACGUCUAAAUGAUAUUUCCAAUACUAUGAUCCUCUCCCGCUUCUUUAAAAACACAACUUCUGAAUUAUGAGCGAUAUUUUCGAAUAAAAAUUGAACGAUAGCCAAGUUGAUUUUAAAUUUUGACCUUUCAUGACAAUCAGUGGAACAUUUUCGAUCAUGUGAGUAACUAUGCAUUGGUGAAGGCAGGUACUUAGAAUCGUUCUCGUUGCAAAGUAGUGUAUUUUUGUGCCGAUAAAAAAAAAACAGUUGUGGGCCUGCAUUUGGUCUUACCUCAAAUAACAAACAGAUUACCAUGAAAUUAAUUUUUAGUUCAAAACUUUUUAAGCAAUGAUGAAAAAACCUAAAACUGGUUCAAUGUGCCCGACCCUACUGUACUCGUAAGACGUCUUGAAUAUUUGACAGAGGUACAGAUUAGUCGGAACUUGUAGCAAUCAAUAGUUUCAAAUUCAUCAUGUUGCAAAAAAUUCCAAUGAAUGGGACAACAAAACAGAUAUGUUUUGCAUUAAUAACAUUGCUAAUUUACGUUUCGAUCGGAGUCAGUCGUAGUUAUGUAGCAUUUUUAUUCCAUCAACUGGAUCAACCUGAUUCCAAGUUACAUUUAACAAACGAUGAAAAAACAUGGAUAGGUUCAGGAGUUGGUUUAUUAACACCGGUGGGUAGCUUGGUGUCAGGAUAUUUGAUGGAUGUAAUUGGAAGACGAUCUUGUAUCCUGUUAAUGUUUGUUCCAUUCCUAUUUUCGUGGACUUUGGUCAGUGUGGCAUCAUCUUAUGGAAUGUUAUUUUCAGCCAUGAUAAUUAGCAGUAUUGCUUUAGGAAUGGGUUCAUCGAUCAUUCCAUACGUAUCAGAAAUAUCAACAGCAAAACACCGAGGCAUUUUACUCGCUUUGGUCGACACCACUUUGAACUUGGGUGUCAUCUUAUGCAGUCUAUUAAUGGUAUUUCUCAGAUGGAACAUCGUUAGUAUAAUUUUUGGCUGCAUGUCUGUGGUCAGUUUACUCCUGACAUUAAUGUUACCCGAAUCUCCAGUUUGGUUAUACUCGAAAGGUAAAAAAGAACAAGCUAUCGAAAUACUCGAAGCUCUAAGAUCGAAAAACCGAUCCGAGUUAAACGACGAGAUAAAAGAUAUGGAAAAUUCGUACGAUUCCAGCGAUAAAAAAGGAGGAGGAUUAGCAGACACUUUGAAAAAAUGUUUUCGCGCCUGGAGACAGUUUUCAAUAGCUAUUUUAAUUUUCUUAUUAAUUAUUUUAGCCGGCCCUUUGAUUUUUCUAUCCUACACCGUUCUUAUAAUCGACGAAUUAAAAACUCCUUACGACGGAGCCAAAUUAGCUGUGAUUUAUUCCAUAGCUGGAUUUUGUGGCAGUUUUCUCACUCCUUUUUUCAUACAUAAUUUUAAAAGAAGAGUAGUUCUGAUUAUUUCAGGCGGUGGUAUGGCUAUCAGUAUGUUGGGAAUAUCGUUGUAUGAGAUUUUCUAUUUAGAUGCGAAUAAUGAAAACAAACCUUUUGUUUGGAUUAUUCCAGUUUUUCUAUGCACGUUUAAUCUGUUAAAUAAUAUGGGUGUUUUUCCACUUGGGUUAGUUAUUGGUGGUGAACUUUUUCCAUUGGAAGUUAGAGGUACCUUGCAGGGAUUUUUUGGAUUUACUAUUAGCGCUGCUUGGGCUAUAAGUUUGAAGUUUUAUCCUUUGGUUAUGUUCAAUUUUGGUAUUAGAACUAUGCUGUGGUGUUUUACUUUGUUUAGUGGGUUACUCGUAUUUUACGCUAUUUUUAUCCUACCUGAGACGUAUGGAAAAACUCUGAACGAAGUGCAGGAGCAAUAUUUUAGUAAAAAUAAAAAUAAGUCCAAGGAUGAUAUGAAAAUUUAACUGCAGACAUUUGUGUGAUAGACUGAUAGUAUUUUAGGUAGUACCUACCAAUGUGAAAGUAUUUUUGUGAUUUUGUGUGAUUGAAUAUUUUUAAAACAUGUUUUUAUACUUAUUUAUUAAGUCUUUGUUGUAUUUUAUGAUUUAUGCUUAGAUAAAUAUAGCUUUUUGAUUCGUAA